Messenger RNA from Bombus huntii, 7277 nucleotides. It is a transcript of the gene Utx, whose product is annotated as histone demethylase UTY. Gene Ontology annotation, biological process: regulation of gene expression. Gene Ontology annotation, molecular function: chromatin DNA binding; histone H3K27me2/H3K27me3 demethylase activity; RNA polymerase II cis-regulatory region sequence-specific DNA binding. NCBI's taxonomy places the organism in Eukaryota, Metazoa, Arthropoda, Insecta, Hymenoptera, Apidae. The record is from RefSeq and is a predicted model, not a curated record. The transcript is spliced from 12 exons. Bases 969 to 4502 code for a protein of 1177 amino acids. Gene Ontology annotation, cellular component: MLL3/4 complex.
UGCCCUUCGCGCCAGUCGCGUCAGUUGCGUGAGAGCCUUUAACGGGGGAGGUGCUACUUAGCACUUACCGUGCGUGGCACCCUCUCCUCUUCUAAUCACUGCCAUUAAUAGUAUAUAUAUAUAUAUAUGUAUAUAUACACAUACACAUACACACACACAUAUAUAUAUAAAUAUAUACAUAUAUGUAUAAUCGAAGGACAAAGUAGAAUAUAUCCGUGGCAACAAGGAAGGAAAUGUGAUGAUGCGUGAACUGUGACACGAAAACAGCGUGCAGUUCGCGAAGAUCAACGGUACGUGUUACACGACAGAUCGACAGGAAUAAAAUGUGCCACGGAAAGGGAAAACCGUAAGUGUUCUUGUUUCACGGAAGAAGAGAGCAUCGGACCUAUCGUUGUGUCCGUUGUUACUAGUGCUGCGCUUCGCGUGGCGAAGCACACGGUCGCGUUUCUUCGCUUCGAACACGCAUAGUGUAUUCAUCGUAUCUUUCUUCCUCUCCCACUUUUCUCCUUCUCUGCCUUUCGUCAUGUUCGUUUUGUGCAUCGACACGUUUACUGGCUGACGCGCAUCCGACGGCCUUGUUCUCCUCUGUGUUCUUUUCGCCUCUGUUCGCCUCGGUGUACGUUAAGGAGGAUAGCGUAAUAUGUCGCUAUCUGUGUGACGUCGUGACUGAAAGCGACGUCUUGGAUCCUAUGCACGACUCAAACGCGGAAGUCGGUGAACUUGUACAUCUGGUGUCCAGUGUGAUAUUUCUCGCCUCGAUCUCGUUUCCCAUUCUGUCGAAGAGGAUUCUCCUGUGACGCGUGCACGACCUUCCAAGAGCGUACAUACGGCGUCUUCCUGGCGCUGAUUGAGAUUUAAAUUCCACGGACCUUGGGCGAUUUAAAUGGGCCGUGAAAGCAUUCCAGCAGGUGCUAUGGGUGGAACCAGGAUUUCCACGAGCCUGCGAGGUUCACCUACGGCUCGGCUUAAUGCUGAAGGUCCACGCUGACUUUGACGCCGCCUUGAAGCACCUGACACUCGCUCUGAUCGAUGCCACGACACCUGCCUCCUUUUCCAAGCUCGAAAUAAAAUUUCACAUAGCCCAUUUGUACGAGGUCCAAGGGAAAUAUCGCCUUGCCAAGGAGCAUUACGAGGCAUUGCUCAAGGAAAAGACUCUGCCUUCUCAUCUGAAGGCCGACAUUUGUCGUCAAUUAGGAUGGAUGUACCACGUGGUUGACUGCACGGUGCUUGGUAUAACGAGACAGCAGAAGCAAGCAAUCGCUAUACACUGUCUGCAAAAGUCCAUCGAGGCGGAACCGAAGAGCGGGCAAAGCCUUUACCUGCUGGGACGUUGCCUCGCCGCUUCUGGAAAAGUUCACGAUGCAUUUAUCGCUUACAGAAAUUCCGUGGAAAAGUCAGAAGGGAACGCCGACACGUGGUGCAGCAUAGGCGUUCUAUAUCAACAGCAGAAUCAACCUAUGGACGCUUUACAAGCCUAUAUAUGCGCUGUACAGUUAGACAAAUCACACUCAGCUGCGUGGACUAAUCUGGGCAUUCUGUACGAAAGCGUUAGUCAACCGAAAGACGCACUAGCUUGUUACGUCAACGCAUCCAGGGGUAAUAACAAUACACCGAAUUGCACGGGCUCAUUGGCGGGCCUGGGUGGCGCUAAGUCAGGAGGUAACACCCCGAUGAACCCAUCGCUACAACAGCGGAUCAACUUUCUGCAAAGUCACCUAAGCCAAGCACCAAUGCCAUCCGUCACCACCACCAAGAGACGGCAGCUGCCGUCUAUAGAAGAGGCUUGGAACUUACCAAUUAGUGCUGAGAUGUCCAGCAGGCAGCAACAACAGCAACAGCCACCAACUGGCCCGGGUUAUAAGUAUGGUGCUACACCAGCUGGACCACCACCUCCUUAUCCUCAAGGACAAGGACAGAAUCUUAAUACAAAAAGAUUUAAGCAAGGAGAAGAACCAAUUUCUCCAGCUUCUCAGCAAAGACCACCGCCAUUUUACCUCACAUCUCAGCAACUACAAAUGUUACAGUUUCUUCAACAAAAUCAUGGAAGUUUAACGCCACAACAACAGGGUUUGCUUGCCCAGUUACAGCAACAGUACCGAUGCAUGCAACAACACCAACAACAAAUUAGGAUACAACAACAGCAAGCUACUCAAAGGGGGUUGCGACCUGGACAACCAGGUUAUCCUACUACAGGCUACAAUCAUACGCAACUAGGACAACCUGGUGUGAUCAAGAACUAUGGAAUACCUCAGCAACCGUUGCAGCAAGGUGGAACUGUUGCAUUACAAACAGGAUUCUCAGACUCCAAUGUCGGUUACAACACGGCAGCGACUGGGAACAGCCAGACGCCGGGAAUGCCUUACAAAUCUGCCUCUGAUCCAAACUACCCUCAGAGACAAUUGUCAUCCAACCAAUACAACCAAUACCAGCCUAACCAAUUCACUGCCCAGGGUUAUACUCAAAUAUCGUCCACAACGAGCAACUAUCCAGAAGGCUCAGCAGGAAAUAAAGAUCUGGGUGUGACGGAUCAGGAGUUACAGGCUCUGUUAUCCCAGAAGGACAUAGCGACGUCAUUGGCGGAGGAUCUGUUGAAGCAUUUCGGAUCAGAAGAUUUAGACGUGAAGGAAGAGGCGCCGAGUAUCAUGAACAAUGGUACGCUAAGUUCAGGUCCGUUUUCACCGUCGAACCUUGAGGAGAACGCGGACAAGAUCAAAGAAGUGAAGCUGGAAAAGGUAGAAGAUAUUCAAUCGUCGGCCACGUCCAAGCUCGAGGCGUACGAAAACUGCAAUACGUCAACUCCAGCAGCUGAGACGGUGAAAUGCGAGGCAACGUCAAGUACAAAUAAAAGUGAAUCGGUCGCUCGGAUCGAACCUGUGCUAAAAUUGGAAAGCUUGUGCGAAUCGCAACCUGAACAGGAACUUAGUAUAGACAUGGAUUCCAAAACUAUCGUAGAGGCGUGCAAAGGUCAGGGAUUGAAGGGUGUACCGAAUUGCUCCAUACUUAGCGAUCGUUCACCUCCACCCACGCCGCCUGAUCCUCCAAGUCAGAGGCUAACUAAGGAACAACUCCUACCCCCUACUCCUAGCGUUUAUUUAGAGAAUAAGAAGGAUGCAUUCAGUCCUCAACUUCAAGAGUUUUGUCUAAAACACCCGAUAGCUGUGAUCCGUGGUCUUGCAGCUGCUUUAAAGCUGGACCUUGGUCUUUUUUCGACUAAAACUUUGGUAGAAGCGAAUCCAGAUCAUAGUAUCGAGGUGAGAACGCAAAUGCAGCAAACUAGUGAUGAGAAUUGGGACCCUGUAAUGGGAAAGAAAGUUUGGGGUUGUAUCAGUCAUAGAAGUCACACGACUAUCGCGAAAUAUGCACAAUACCAGGCAUCAAGUUUUCAAGAAAGUUUAAAGGAGGAAAAGGAAAAGGCUCAAGGUAUACAUACCUCGAAUCUAUCCGAUUCAGACUCAAAAGAUAGCACUGGAGCUGUCAGAAGGAAGAAAAACGCGUUUGGAUUGGCGGGUCGACCGGGUUCAAAGAUGUUGCGAUUUGGGACCAAUGUAGAUUUAUCAGACGAGAGAAAGUGGAAACCGCAACUCCAGGAGCUGAUGAAAUUACCAGCGUUCGCUAGAGUCGUAUCGGCUGGAAAUAUGCUCAGUCAUGUCGGACACGUUAUUUUAGGCAUGAAUACUGUCCAAUUAUAUAUGAAGGUACCAGGUAGUAGAACACCUGGCCACCAGGAAAACAACAAUUUUUGUUCUAUUAAUAUCAAUAUUGGACCAGGAGAUUGCGAGUGGUUUGCAGUGCCUGAUGCAUACUGGGGUAUAAUUUGCUCUCUUUGUGAGCGGAAUAAUAUCAAUUACCUUCAUGGCAGUUGGUGGCCUUCUUUAGAGGACCUAUAUGAUGAAAACAUUCCUGUGUAUAGGUUUUUACAAAGACCAGGUGAUCUUGUCUGGGUUAAUGCGGGUUGUGUGCACUGGGUUCAAGCUGUUGGAUGGUGUAACAACAUAGCAUGGAAUGUGGGUCCUUUAACUGCUCGACAAUAUCAACUGGCAAUUGAACGAUAUGAGUGGAAUAAACUGCAGUCGUUCAAAUCUAUUGUACCAAUGGUACACUUAUCCUGGAACUUAGCAAGAAAUAUCAAAGUGUCUGAUCCCAGAUUGUUUGAACUAAUUAAAAAUUGCCUAUUAAGGACAAUGAGACAGUGUUGCUUAAUAUUAGAGUUUGUGAAAAGUAAAAGUGUGGAAGUUCGGUUUCAUGGACGAGGAAAAAACGAAGCAUCGCAUUACUGCGGACAAUGCGAGAUUGAAGUGUUUAACAUCCUGUUCAUAAGAGAACAGGAGAAACGACACGUCGUACACUGUAUGGACUGUGCACGAAAACAGUCCCCAUCCUUAGAAGGGUUUGUUUGCUUAGAAGAAUACAGAAUGCGAGAUUUAAUGGACGUUUAUGACGGAUUUACUUUACACACUUCUCUAACAACUCCCUCAUCAGUUCAGUCUAACCAAUCCUCCUGAGAAUACAUGCAACACAGAUAUCUGGACUUUCUAGGCACUUUACAGUGACUUAGAUAGUACAAUAUCUGUGUUCGAAAAGAAUCUUUAUAAUAAGCAUUAUUUAAGUACCUGGGAGCUACCAUAAAAGAAUGAAGAAGAGCAGAAAAUUUUAUAUGUUAAACUACUUAAGUCGAACAUCUAUUUCCAUGCUAAUUUUAAGGUACGCACAAUACAUGUUAUAUAUGAAGCAAUUGAAAAUUUCAAAUUUUUUUAGAAUUAAUUAGUACUGAUUACAUACACAAAUUGAGACGUAUAUUCGAAAAAUUUUAUAUUGAAUUGACAUAAAAUCAGCGAAACUCUGCUCUAGCUCUCGGGUAUAGAAAAUCGAAAUUAAGUAAACGAGAGAAGACUGCGUUUUACUUAUAAAUUACUCAAUAUCAUCAUUUGUAAUCCUUUAAUGGCACAGCCAUGAUAAUGUGCAUAAGCUUUGCAAUAAAAAAUGCUUGACAUAGUUAUCAAACUUGACCGUGUUCCUUAUCAGUUUUAUAUCAUGGCAAGUAACUACAAAACAAGCAUUCAAUAUUCAUUUUUGUCACAAACGAUAGAACAUCUCUUUUUUUUAUAUCGUUCAUAAAUUACAUGUUUCGAAAUUUUUACGAAUAACAAAAAGAAAAGUUAGAAAAAAUUUUCAUAUAAUCGAGAAACAUCACGGAAUUGUUCACUGCCAAUCGUGAAUAUAUUAAAGGAUUACACUGUAACAGUCCACAAUGAUGAGGGAUAAGCUGUCGUUAACUAUUAUUAUGAAUUAAGAUACAAUUGUAAAGUAUCACCAAGCUGCUCAAAAAACAUACUUGUACAUUUUUGUAUGCAAGCGAAUUGAAACGAUCAUUGAUUUUUAUGAAAUUCAUGGGAAUAUUAGCACAGUUUCGAAUGUCCUACUGCCAACGACGAUUCGACUUUUUAAAUCGCAGCAACGAUUAUGUUUUUAUACUAAACUCGAAGACAAUGAGAUCAGUAUCUGAUUGAGAUUUAUUAAGGAAAUAAUUAUUAAACAUUUUGCAGCAAAUUCAAAUUUAAUUUAACAAAAAAGUGUUAACAGUACAGUGACAUUCGUGACGAAUAUCGUGCUUUAAAUAAAUCAAUCAUUGUGUCAAGCAAAAAAUAGCGGCUCUAAAACAUUUGUACAGUAAAAGAUACUGUUUAUAAUAAUAAUUUCUAAGAUAAACGAACCUUCGUUUUUAGGACAAGGGGACGAUAACAUGUUGCGAUCAGCUCAUAAAACGGCGUUUCUCAAUUUAUUUUUUGUUUAUUUUCAUAAACAGAAUAAAAAGAGAAACGUGUGAUAUUCUAAAUAUCGGAAAUCAUAUGCUGAAAUCAUUUGAAUUUUUCUACCAUAAUUAAGUCAAUGAUAAAGAAUAUUUAUUAAUUGUAAAUGAAUUUGUUUCAAAUGAUUUUUAAUUAUAGAAAAUCUUCCAUCAAUUUAUACAACCUAUUCGGUACAUGAAAGAUAGAAUGUUAUAGUCUAAUGGCUUAUUUUAAUUAUUAUUUAAGGUAACACAAUUAUAGAAUAUUAGUACAAUUUUAACGAACUUAAGGACGGAAUAUAAGAUCAGAUCAACGUUAAGAAAAAAGUUGGGAAACGCUGCCUGUCUAACAAUGAGUUAAUCGUAUCUUAAAGCAAAGGAGAAGCGUACCUUCAACUCAGUCUCGUCAAUUCACAUUGGUGUCUAGUAACGCCAAAUGUACGUGCCAGAAAACAAAAAAAAAAACUCUUACCUACCACAAGUGUAUAAAUAAUGCAAUUCUCGUUCCGCCGAAAAGAUGUAUUUUCACAAACGCAUGAGAGAGAGGGAGAGAAAGAGAGAGAAAAUGGAGAAAAAAAGCAAAAAAUGGUAGAUAGUACAGGUCGUAAUAAGAUCAUCGAAGAACGAUGUAUUUUUGAAAAUCCUAGGAAAUACUAGUUCCGCCGAGUUAGUUAAUUACGAACGAUAACCGCAUUUCUUUUAUACGCGCGACCAAUCUCAAUGUUGCACCAUUCGAUUGCAAUAUAUGUGUAUACAUAUAUAUACAUAUAUAUACAUUUGUACAUGUAUAUAUGUGUAUUUCUACAUCAUUUACAGCGAUGGUAUAUGCUAGUUUCCUGAUGUAUUAACCCGCUCUAUCGAUGAUUGUUAAUGAAAAUUUUCCGGGUUGAAAAAGCUCGUGUCCAAGAGUAUUUUAAUCCAUGCACUCAAAUGAUCUCAAUGCAUGUAAUAUUGGCAGUACAUGACAAUGAAUUCUGCCAAUAUUUCGAACUGACUUGACAACUUUGAUUAACGAUUAAUUAAAUUAUGUAUAAAUAUAUUUAAUGUAAAAAAUAAGAUUAGGUAACGUGAAAUGAAUCGAAACAGAAUGGCUCAAGAGCUUCAAUAGUUAAUAACGAACAAACUGAAAGCGGUCCCAUCGUGCACCGCUAAGCCUGUUUUGCUGUGACCUAUGGAUAAUCUGAACCAGUUCGUAUUCGAAAUUGAGAAGAUGAUUUUCUCUGAAGGUGUGCAAUGUUGUAUAGAAAUUACGUGACAUUGCACUAUUUAAUUCGACUUGUUAUAUAUAUAUAUAUGAUUUGGGUUCUAUUAUUUUUUUCUCAUUCUUUUUUCAUUUAUUAUACUGAAUAAAUUUACUCAAUACAUUAUAUAAUAUAUAAAUAUAUGUAAUAUCUAAUGAUACUACAUUGCAGGUUUAGAAUAAUUUUUACGGAAUAUAUACAGUUUGUAAUAAUGAAAUGUAUUGAGUAUAUAUAUAUAUAUAUAUAUAUAU